AUGCCCCGAAGCCCCGUGUCCAGCGAGGAGGAGCGGCGCAGUGUCAGCGAGUACCCCGAAGGGGGCUCCGAGUCCGACAGCUCCCGGGACGGCCCGGGGAGGGGACCCGAAGGGGCGCGGGGCCGGGCUGGGGGGGCCGGCAUUAGCCUGGCCUCUGCCCGCCGCCUGCAGGGCCGCUCCAUGUCGGUACCCGACGACGCCCACUUCAGUAUGAUGGUAUUCCGGAUUGGGAUCCCAGACCUGCAUCAGACUAAAUGUCUGCGGUUCAAUCCGGAUGCCACCAUCUGGGCUGCCAAGCAGCAAGUCCUGUGUGCCCUGAGCGAAAGCCUCCAGGAUGUGCUUAACUAUGGGCUGUUCCAGCCAGCAUCCUCCGGCCGGGAUGCCAACUUCCUGGAGGAGGAAAGGCUGCUUCGAGAAUACCCCCAGUCCUUUGAGAAGGGCGUACCCUACCUCGAGUUCCGAUACAAGACCCGGGUUUACAAACAGACCAAUCUGGAUGAGAAGCAGCUAGCAAAACUCCAUACCAAGACUGGGUUGAAGAAGUUUCUGGAGUAUGUACAGCUUGGCACAUCUGACAAGGUGGCAAGACUGUUGGACAAGGGGCUGGACCCCAAUUAUCAUGACUCUGACUCAGGAGAGACUCCUCUGACGCUGGCAGCCCAGAUCGAGGGCUCAGUGGAUGUGAUCCGCACACUGUGCUUGGGUGGAGCCCACAUUGACUUCCGGGCUCGAGAUGGGAUGACGGCGCUGCAUAAGGCUGUAUGUGCCCGGCACUGCAUGGCCCUCACGGCUCUGCUGGACCUCGGGGGAUCCCCCAACUAUAAGGACCGCCGGGGGCUGACUCCCUUGUUCCACACGGCCAUGGUGGGCGGAGACCCUCGAUGCUGCGAGCUCCUGCUCUAUAAUCGCGCCCAGCUAGGCGUCGCUGAUGAGAAUGGCUGGCAGGAGAUCCACCAGGCCUGCCAGAGGGGUAACUCCCAACACCUGGAACACCUGCUGUUUUACGGGGCCGAGCCAGGUGCCCAGAACGCGUCGGGGAACACGGCCUUGCACAUCUGUGCUCUCUACAACAAGGAGACGUGUGCCCGAAUCCUCCUGUAUCGGGGGGCCAACAAGGAGGUGAAGAACAACAAUGGACAGACCCCUUUCCAGGUGGCUGUAAUAGCUGGCAACUUUGAGCUGGGGGAGCUGAUCCGAAACCACCGAGACCAGGAUGUGGUCCCCUUCCAGGAGUCCCCCAAGUAUGCAGCCCGUCGGAGGGGGGGUCCACCAGGCACAGGGCUGACUGUGCCCCCGAUGCUGCUCCGUGCUAACAGCGACACCAGCAUGGCACUGCCUGAUUGGAUGGUGUUUUCACCCUCUGGGCCCCCUGGUCCUGGUCCUGCCCCAGCGGCCCCAGCUCCGACAACCCCCUCAACCCCAGGCACCAAACUCAGCAGCGGCACUCUGCGUAGUGCCAGCAGCCCUCGGGGUGCCCGCGCCCGCUCCCCUUCCCGAGGGAGGCACCCAGAGGAGGCAAGGAGGCAACCCCGGGGACGGCCCAGAUUUAAAAGGGAGAGGUUGGUGGAUGAAGAGACUUCUACAAUAAGACUGCCUUGGGUUGGAGGUAGCUAUGGAGAGAGACAGGAAGCCCCCAAUCGUCCCUCCCUGACUUUCUGGCUCCCUUUCCACUUAAGUUCCUACCAAAGCUCCAGUGGGACACCCAGAGAGGGGCCAUCUGGGGGCACAGGGGGAUCCGGGGGCCCUGGGGGCUCCCUGGGAAGCCGGGGACGGCGACGGAAGCUCUACACAGCAGUACCAGGACGCUCCUUCAUGGCCGUGAAACCAUACCAGGCCCAGGGCGAGGGGGAGAUCUCCUUGAGCAAGGGAGAGAAGAUCAAAGUGCUCAGCAUCGGGGAAGGAGGCUUCUGGGAAGGUCAGGUCAAAGGUCGAGUUGGCUGGUUCCCCUCAGAGUGCCUAGAGGAGGUGGCUAAUCGCUCCCAGGAGGGAAAGCAAGAAAGUAGGAGUGACAAAGCCAAAAGGCUCUUCCGACACUACACCGUGGGCUCUUACGACAGCUUUGACGCCCCCAGUGACUACAUCAUUAAGGAGAAGACCGUCCUGCUACAGAAGAAGGACAGUGAGGGGUUCGGUUUUGUGCUACGGGGGGCCAAGGCGCAGACCCCCAUCGAGGAGUUCACUCCCACCCCAGCAUUCCCUGCCCUACAGUACCUCGAAUCUGUGGAUGAGGGCGGUGUGGCUUGGAGAGCAGGCCUUCGGAUGGGGGACUUCCUCAUCGAGGUGAAUGGACAGAAUGUUGUAAAGGUUGGGCAUCGGCAAGUGGUCAAUAUGAUCCGCCAGGGUGGCAAUACCCUGAUGGUGAAGGUGGUGAUGGUCACACGGCACCCAGAUAUGGACGAGGCUGUCCACAAGAAAGUGCCCCAGCAGGCUAAGCGUCUCCCAGCCCCUGCCAUCUCAUUGCGGUCUAAGUCCAUGACUUCGGAGCUGGAGGAGAUGGUCUCCCCCUGGAAGAAGAAGAGUGACUAUGAGCAGGCACCAAUGCCCAGCGUGGAGAAGAAGAGGACAGUCUAUCAAAUGGCACUGAACAAACUAGAUGAGAUCUUGGCAGCUGCUCAGCAGACGAUCAGUGCAAGCGAGGGGCCCGGGCCAGGCGGCCUUCCUUCUCUGGGCAAACACCGAGCCAAGGGCUUCUUCGCCACUGAGUCCAGCUUUGAUCCCCACCACCGUUCCCAGCCUAGUUAUGAACGGCCAUCUUACCUACCCCCUGGACCAGGCCUCAUGCUGCGACAAAAGUCUAUUGCCUUGCCCUCCCCCUUUUUCUCACUCUCUCUCUCUCAUCCCCCUGUCCGCCAAUCCAUCUCCUCCUUCCCUCAACGUUUCCGUCCACACCCGCAUCCCAGGCUCGCGGACGAUCCCCCGUCUUCGCUUCUCUCCAAACCCGUGAGCAGCUUAUUCCAGAACUGGGCCAAGCCGCCGCUGCCGCCACUGCCCUCAGGGUCUGGGGUGACCCCAGCAUCUGGGGGAACCGGCGCUGGGUCGCCCUCGCCGUCCUCAUCUUCAACCACCCGCCACCUCCAGGGCGUGGAUUUUGAAAUGCGCCCCCCUCUACUCCGACGUGCCCCCAGUCCCUCCUUACUGCCCCCCUCGGACCACAAAGUCAGCCCCGCUCCCCGGCCCUCUUCUUUGCCCAUCCUGCCCUCUGGGCCCCUGUAUCCCGGCCUCUUCGACCUCCGGGGCUCACCCACUGGAGGGCCUGGGGGCGCCUCGGACCCCUUCGCUCCCGUUUUCGUGCCCCCCCACGCGGGGAUGGCGGGAAGCCUGGGUGGGGCGUUGGCUGGGGCCUCACGCUCGCUGUCGCCCACACGCCUGCUCUCCUUGCCCCCGGACAAGCCGUUUGGGGCCAAGCCCCUAGGCUUCUGGACCAAGUUUGACGUGGCCGAUUGGCUGGAGUGGUUGGGCCUGGCCGAGCACCGAGCUCGCUUCCUGGACCACGAGAUCGAUGGCUCCCACCUGCCCGCCUUGACCAAGGAGGACUACGUAGACCUGGGCGUCACCCGGGUGGGGCACCGAAUGAACAUUGACCGCGCUCUCAAGUUCUUUCUGGAGAGGUGA
Vombatus ursinus (common wombat) is the source of this 3612-nucleotide messenger RNA. RefSeq names its product SH3 and multiple ankyrin repeat domains 1 (gene SHANK1). Gene Ontology annotation, molecular function: ionotropic glutamate receptor binding; synaptic receptor adaptor activity. The record is from RefSeq and is a predicted model, not a curated record. Lineage: Eukaryota; Metazoa; Chordata; Mammalia; Diprotodontia; Vombatidae. The transcript has 23 exons. Bases 1 to 3612 code for a protein of 1203 amino acids. Gene Ontology annotation, cellular component: dendritic spine; postsynaptic membrane; postsynaptic density.